GGAGGGGCCCGUGGGAGGGCGGGGCUCCGGGCGGGGGCCGGGCCCACCUCCUGCACCGCGGCUGCCCGCCCGCUGAGAAGAGCGGCUGUGCUUCGGGUCGCCAGGUCGCGACGGCUGACACGAGACCCUGCAGCCUGGAGCUGUGAUUGGCAGCAACCGCCGGCUCCCGAAUAAGCGCAGGGAGUACAAUUGCCAUCUGUCCAACCGUGGAAGCUCGUAGCAGAAGGGUCGCUCUGAAGGCCAACGAGGGAGAAGCGCUAAGACAUGAUGUCAAGUGGAGACAGCCAGCAAUCACAGGCUCUCACCAAGCCCACUUUUACUGAGGUACAAGCCUCUGCGCUGGUCGAGUCAGUAUUUGGGUUCAAAGUUUCUAAGAUCCGGCCACUCCCCAGCUAUGAUGACCAAAACUUUCAUGUUCACAUUUCAAGAACCGAAGACAUCACAGAUGACACAGUUGAAUAUGUCCUCAAAAUAAGCAACACAGAGUCUAGCAAAACUCCAGACCUGAUUGAAGUGCAGAACCAUGUCAUCAUGUUUCUGAGAGCAGCUGGAUUUCCAACAGCCUCUGUGUGCCGAACUAAAGGGGACAACACGAUCUCCCUAAUGUCCAUUGACAGUGGAUCUGAAAUCAAAAGCUACUUGGUGAGAAUGCUCAGUUACCUCCCAGGAAGACCAAUUGCUGAGAUUGCCAUCAGCCACCAGCAAUUAUAUGAAAUAGGAAGGCUAGCUGCCCAAUUGGAUAAAACACUGGAGGAAUUCCAUCACCCAAAGUUAAACCUUCUUCAUCGAGAGAACUUCAUCUGGAAUCUGAAAAAUGUUCCUCUUCUAGAGAACUACAUGGGUGCCCUGAGCCAGAGCCGAAACCGGGAGAUUGUUGAACAGGUUAUUCAGCUGUUCAAGGAAGAAGUAAUGACCAAAUUAAGUCAUUUUCGAGAAUAUCGGAUUCCACUGUGCUGUCCAUACUGGAAUCAAGCUGUCAAACUCCUGAGCUCAAGUAAUAAUCCUGCCCCAUGCAACCAAGCAGCCGGGACUAUAAGCAUGCACACCACACUCAGCACAUUCAUCUACAGACCACUCAGGUCCAGAACUCUAGUCAUGUCAACACCUGACAGUAGGUAUCUAUCUUUCUGUCUAAGUGUGCCCUGAUCCUGUAACAGCCUAUCUGUCUGCCUCCCUGCCUUAUCUCCCCGUCUGCUGUCUAAACUUCCCAAAUUAGGCAUUUUAACUCCUGUGUCUUGGUUUCUUUUUUGGAAGAUCAAGAUAAUGGAUGUACCUAUCCCAGAUAGUUAAUUGUGAGGGUUUUGUAAGAGACUAUGGCAGCCUCUUAGCAUGGACUAUGCCACAUAGUAAAGGCAUAAUAGUUACUAAAUAAUGGAUCACAUUCCAGGUUACCCAAGCUCAAAAAUAUUGGUGAGACAUGACAUGUUGCUUGGCUUUCUCAGACUCAGUCAUUGAGCUCUGCUGCUUUCACAAGUCAAGGAUAUUAGGUUAACAAACCUGGAGGAGGUCUGUCUUUGUGGCUUCAUUAAUUUUUCAGUAGUAUAUGCUAUAACCCAGUGCUCAUCUUACAUGCACUACCUUAUUUAAUCCAGAAAAGAAUCAUAGAUAUUCUGAUGAUUAAUCUCCAUUUUUUAGAUAAAGAAAUAGAGCCUUUUAAAGCUGGAUUAAUUGACUCAAAAGCAAGCCCAGGCUUAGAUCUUAAAUUAGGUCUUUGGGCUGUAACACCUGUUCCUAAGCAGUACAGAAUCUCAAACUUCUUCUGCCUCUUCUUUCCUCUUCCAAGACACACAUACGCACACAGAGAUUGACAGACAGAACAAAUGAGAUCAUUCACAUACGAAACACUUAGGAUGCUCACACUUAAGGUUUUUAUUUAACUUGGCUAAUCAGGAAACUGGGGACCAGAAAAAUGGGCUGAAACUUUGGUUUCACUCACUCCAGAUCAGUGUUCAUCCUGUUAUACAAUGAAACCCUGCAGGUUUUUCUCGAUUGUUUUUGCUAACAGGGAUUCUCUCCACUAAACUCCUAAUGCAAACAUUGCUGAUUUCUGUUAUGACAUUAAAUAUAUACUGAAUUAUAUUGA
Meriones unguiculatus (Mongolian gerbil) is the source of this 2083-nucleotide messenger RNA. RefSeq names its product hydroxylysine kinase (gene Hykk). The record is from RefSeq and is a predicted model, not a curated record. Bases 265 to 1146 code for a protein of 293 amino acids. NCBI's taxonomy places the organism in Eukaryota, Metazoa, Chordata, Mammalia, Rodentia, Muridae. The transcript is spliced from 6 exons. Gene Ontology annotation, molecular function: amino acid kinase activity.